Molecule: messenger RNA, 908 nt
Organism: Podarcis lilfordi (Lilford's wall lizard)
Lineage: Eukaryota; Metazoa; Chordata; Lepidosauria; Squamata; Lacertidae
Source: the annotation of a GenBank genome assembly
AACCACCACCUUGUCUUCUUUUUGCUGGAAGUUUUCAAUAAUAUCAUUCAAUAUCAGUUUGAUGGUGAGUAGCUGCUAAAAAAUAAGCCGGCCCAAUACCCCUUUCGUAUGACAUUCUAAUAAUGAAUAUAUUGUAUUACUAUAUUUUUAGUGAUAAUAAAAAUUGUUGGGGCUCCCCCCCCCCCCCCCCAUGGCAACUAGUCAUUCUGUUUUGGCACCCACAACCCAGGUCCCAGAAGUCAUUUGGCUUCCAUCUUUUCUAUCCCAGUUUCUAACACUGCUUUUGAUCCAUGUCACUAUAGCUUCCAUUUUAUGCACUGGUCACUAAGGCUAUGAGCAGUGACUAGGCCAAAGUCUCAGUAAGUUGGUAGCCAAGCAAGAAAGCAAAUUCAAGUCCAGAUCCUGCCUUCUGCUCACUAGGCUCCCGCUUCCUUCUGCUCUGUUAUUGAUCUUAAGUAAUUUCUUAGCAUUGCCAAUUGGGUACUCUGUAAACAACUCAAGAACUGUGCUUUUGCUUUGUUGACUAAUUUCCCCCCCUAGCGGUAAGGUAGGAGAAGGUAAGGAAAGGUUUUCUUGAUACAGGACUGUAAGUAGCGUACAGCCUCCCAGGCUUAUUUGUAGGUCUUUUUCACUCCUCACUCCCUGCAUGAUUAAAAUUACUUAAUCAUGUUUUUUCUCCCUUCUGCUGCUGUGAUUUCCUAGGCAAUUCCAACUUGGUCUAUGCCAUCAUCCGCAAGCGAAAUGUGUUCCAUCAGCUGGCCAAUCUGCCUACUGACUUGCAGUCCAUCCAGAGAGCUUUGCAGCGCAAAAAGAAAGCUCCCGAACCUAUAUCUCGCACCAACUCUCAGGAUGGAAUGUCCAUGGAAGGAUCUCGACCGGCUGCACCUGCUGAGCCCGGGACGCUAAAG